CAAUUGGAUGCAAUGUUCCAAAAUUAGUCGUGUAUGAUCCACAGUGAUCAGCGGUUUGGAGAAAGUAUCAAAGUACACAAAUACAAGUGCGUAAUUGAAGUGGCUCUUAUCUGUCAAAUUUAACUAAUAUGAAAAAGAUGCAUUGUCUUUUCGUGUAUCUUUCUCUUUUGUUAGCAUUUGCCAAUGCAGACAUAGUAAGGAUCCCUUUGUACAAGACUCAAACCAUAAGGUCAAAAUUGAAAGAAUAUGAUACGGAAUGGCAUAGAGUUCAUCUUUUAUAUGGCGGAUUGACACCGGAACCAUUAUCUAAUUAUCUUGAUGCACAAUAUUUUGGUAUUAUUAGUAUUGGUUCCCCACCGCAAAAUUUUAGUGUAGUUUUUGAUACAGGAUCCUCAAAUUUAUGGGUACCAUCCAAAAAAUGCCAUGUAACGAAUAUUGCUUGCCUUCUCCAUCACAAAUAUGACAGUAAUAAAUCAUCUACAUAUAAAAAGAAUGGCACCGAGUUUAAAAUACAAUAUGGUUCUGGUAGUCUCUCUGGAUUCCUAUCUAUUGAUACAGUAUCUAUUGCAGGAGCAGAUAUCAAAGACCAAAUGUUUGCUGAAGCUAUGAAUGAACCUGGACUUGCGUUUGUUGCAGCUAAAUUUGAUGGGAUAUUAGGAAUGGCAUAUUCUAAAAUAGCUGUAGACGGUGUAACACCUGUUUUCUAUAAUAUGGUUAAACAAGGCAUAGUAUCGCAAGCCAUUUUUAGUUUCUACUUAAAUAGAGAUCCUUCAGCACCAAUAGGCGGAGAAAUGAUAUUGGGAGGAUCAGAUCCAGAUCACUAUGAAGGUGAUUUUACAUAUGUUCCUGUAGAUCGUAAAGCAUACUGGCAAUUUAGAAUGGAUAGAGUUGAAGUUGGUGAGAGCGUAUUUUGUGCAAAUGGUUGUGAAGCUAUUGCUGAUACAGGUACAUCAUUAAUAGCAGGACCAGUAAAAGAAAUUGAAGCAAUAAAUAAACAAAUUGGUGCCACCCCCAUUGUAGCAGGAGAAGCAAUGGUUGACUGUAAUUCUAUUGCACAAUUACCUGAGAUUAAAUUUGUACUUGGUGGACAUACUUUUUCCUUGACUGGUAACGAUUAUGUUUUAAAGGUUACACAAUUUGGUAAGACUGUUUGUUUAAGUGGAUUUAUGGGUAUGGACAUCCCUCCACCUAAUGGGCCAUUAUGGAUUCUUGGUGAUGUGUUCAUUGGACGUUAUUAUACUGAAUUCGAUAUGGAAAAUAAUCGUAUAGGAUUCGCAGUUGCUAAAUAAAUGCAAUUAAGAAUAUUAAUCAUAACAUACUUACAUUAACAUUUGUACAUUAGUAUAUUUUGAAAGCAGUAAAAUAUUUUGCUUAAUAUAAAUGUGAUAUUCCAUAAAAUAUGCGUUAAAAUAUAUAAAAUGCGUAUGAAUAUUA
Messenger RNA from Vespula pensylvanica (western yellowjacket), 1434 nucleotides. RefSeq names its product lysosomal aspartic protease (gene cathD). Gene Ontology annotation, molecular function: aspartic-type endopeptidase activity. The coding region runs from base 129 to 1289 and encodes 386 amino acids. Gene Ontology annotation, cellular component: lysosome. Gene Ontology annotation, biological process: proteolysis; cell death. The transcript has 8 exons. Lineage: Eukaryota; Metazoa; Arthropoda; Insecta; Hymenoptera; Vespidae. The record is from RefSeq and is a predicted model, not a curated record.